UCGCAUCAGAGCGUGGGGCUCAAGCGCUUGGUGCGCGCGACAACCACUACACACUCUGAAGCAAAGAGAGACGGAGAGAAAGUGAGAGGAAAGAAUGGAAAAGGGAAGGAGAGUGGUGGUCUCAGCUCUGCAAUUCGCUUGCACCGAUGACGCCUCCACUAAUGUCGCCACCGCCGAAAGACUGGUUAGAGCUGCUCAUGGAAAGGGUGCAAACAUCAUUCUUAUACAGGAACUUUUUGAGGGUUACUAUUUCUGUCAGGCAGAAAGGGAGGAUUUCUUUCAACGAUCUAAGCCUUAUAAGGGCCACCCAACAAUCCUGAGGAUGCAGAAACUUGCAAAAGAGUUAGGGGUAGUGAUACCAGUUAGCUUCUUUGAAGAGGCUAACAAUGCUCAUUACAAUUCAGUAGCCAUAAUUGAUGCUGAUGGGACAGAUCUUGGACUUUAUAGAAAGUCCCAUAUCCCAGAUAGCCCAGGCUACCAAGAAAAAUUCUACUUUAAUCCUGGUGACACUGGCUUUAAGGUAUUCCAGACUAAGUUUGCAAAGAUUGGAAUUGCAAUUUGUUGGGAUCAGUGGUUCCCAGAGGCAGCCCGUGCUAUGGUUCUUCAAGGUGCAGAAAUAUUGCUUUAUCCUACAGCUAUUGGUUCUGAACCUCAAGAUGCAGAACUUGAUUCCCGUGAACACUGGAAGCGGGUAAUGCAAGGGCAUGCUGGGGCAAAUGUGGUACCUUUAGUAGCUUCUAAUCGCAUAGGAAAAGAGUUAAUUGAGACACGGCAUGGAGAAAGUGAGAUCACAUUCUAUGGGAACUCUUUUAUCGCAGGACCAACUGGAGAAAUUGUUGCAGUUGCUGAUGAUAAAGAGGAAGCUGUUCUUGUAGCAGAAUUUGAUUUGGAUCAAAUCAAGUCCAAGAGACACAGUUGGGGAAUAUUUCGUGAUCGGCGUCCGGAUUUAUACAAAGUGCUUCUGACAUUAGAUGGCAAGAAUCCCACACUCUGAUAAUCAUCUUAUUACUACCUUUUUGCUCAGGUAACUAAUAAAAGUUCUUUCACAAUUUUCAGUACCGUGUGGUAUUUGAACCUGAAAUGAAAUAUGGUAUAUUGAACACUGUUGUUAUCUGUACAAUUACCAUGUCGGAUUGCCCUGUAUUAUGUGAUAUCCACAAAUCAUUCUCAUUGUUUGAGUAUCCUAUUUAGCACUCUGUUCAUUAAUGAUAUGUGGCGUUUGUUGUGUU
Molecule: messenger RNA, 1229 nt
Organism: Alnus glutinosa
Lineage: Eukaryota; Viridiplantae; Streptophyta; Magnoliopsida; Fagales; Betulaceae
Product: N-carbamoylputrescine amidase
Exons: 9
Coding region: 95-994 (299 amino acids)
Molecular function (GO): N-carbamoylputrescine amidase activity
Source: RefSeq, a predicted model, not a curated record